This is a messenger RNA of Sipha flava (yellow sugarcane aphid), 4022 nucleotides long. RefSeq names its product zeta-sarcoglycan. The record is from RefSeq and is a predicted model, not a curated record. Gene Ontology annotation, cellular component: sarcoglycan complex; sarcolemma. Gene Ontology annotation, biological process: cardiac muscle tissue development; heart contraction. NCBI's taxonomy places the organism in Eukaryota, Metazoa, Arthropoda, Insecta, Hemiptera, Aphididae. The transcript is spliced from 10 exons. Bases 499 to 2109 code for a protein of 536 amino acids.
CGACUGCGGAAACGGAAUCCGGCAACACCACGUAGUACACGCGCACACACGCGCACACGCACGUGUGUACGGUCGCCCACACGUCGGCGCUCGUUCGCCCACACGUAGCAUCGCGUACGCGAACGCACGGGCUUCGCACGACGGCCAACGCGCGCACGCGUCCGUCGGACGGUUGCGAACUCGAUUGCCAUCCGACGACAUUCGUCCGUCGCAAAUCACCGCGUGCACACGCGCGACCGUUAAGCUUGUGCACUUUUUUUUUGUAUUUUUUUUUCUCGUUCACUCCGACCGGCGACUACACGUCCAACGCACGAGAGGUAUAACUGUUACGGCUUAGCAUAGUCGAGAAGUACGCUGUCAAUCGUAUUCCCUUCAGACACUUUAUACCCCGGCUCCGGGUUCGCCGUGCGAUUACGACGAUGACCACGAUGACCUAGUCGUAUCACACGUCCACUACUGCCGCAGCUGACGGCGCGCCCGAUCGGAGGAACGUCCGCGAUGAUGCACCACGCCAACCAGCAGUGGCAUUUCAAGCGACCAAACAACAACGCGUACGAGGACGACGAUGAUGACGACGAGGACGAUGCCGCUACCACGGCUGCGGCUGACGACGAGGACUUCGGUGCCGACCCGACCGCGUCCGGCCGACGGUACCUGACCGUACAGCCCAAACAGUGGUGCACCUCUUACGUGACCAACCGGCAGCAUUACGUGCAUUCUACUGAAUCGGCGACAACCCACAACGGCGGCAUUGGAAUAGAUAACGAUGUGUACUGCGGUAUCGGUGGCAGAACGACAACCGAUUACUUCCGUUCGAAAACCAUGCCCAGGAGAACAGGAGUCUCUAUGAUGGAAGACUUCAACUACGGUAACGGUAACUACAGCGACGGACACGGUGCGGGUUCUGUCGGCGUGCGAACCGGUGGCAAUGGCGACGGCGGCAGUCAUCACCAGUGGCCGACCUCGUCCGCGGACAUUGUCGAGUACGAUUCGUCGGUCGCGGAGGACACUCCGACCCUGCAACAGCAGCAUACACAAUUCCUACUACCUCAGCAACAGCAGCAAAGGCUGCGGGCCAACGAUUUCCCCCAAAAGUCCAGCGUCACGGUCUCGACCGGUUCCAGCGUUGGUUACGCCGGCAAGUCCGCGAUCGUAUCGACGGCCGCCGAAAACGCGGCCAACGGCGGCCGAAAGAAGUCGCAGUCCAAAUGGAAGACACGGGCCAUUUAUGUUUUUCUCGCUUGUCUGCUAGCCGUCGUCGUCGUCAACCUCACGCUGACACUGUGGUUCAUUCGAGUCACUCAGUUUACAUCGGAAGGAAUGGGUUCGAUGAAAAUCACGCACGGUGGACUUCGGCUGUCCGGCCGCACGCUGGUCACCGACCGGCUGGUGGCGACGGCCAUACGUUCUCGAGCUGGUCGUCCGUUGCUCAUCGAAUCCGCCGCGAACAUCACGCUGAACGCCCGCAACACGCAGGGUCGUCUGGUGAACAGUCUCAAGCUAACGAAAGACGGAUUGGAGUGCGCACAAGCGAGCGUGUUCCGAGUCACGGACACUCGUGGCGAGAUUCUGUUCUCGGCAGACCGGAGCAAGGUGAUCGUAGGUGCCCAAGAGCUCCGGGUUACUGGUUCUGGUGGUGCUGUAUUCCAAGGUAGUGUUCAAACACCAAUGGUUCGAGCCGAUUCCCGUCACGAUUUAAGGUUGGAGUCAGCUUCCCGGAGGCUGGAGCUCAGUGGUCCCCAGGGAGUAACUAUCGAGUCGAGAGCCGGUGACAUAAGCGUGUCGUGUCUGAUGGACGUCAAACUGCAAUCAAUAGCUGGAGCGAUACAGAUCGACGCGGCGAAGGUGUUCUUCAAGGGCCUUAAGACGGUCAAGACGUCCGCCAACACGGUCUCUUCCUCGGCGUCUAGCGGUGUCCCGGGGGACGACAAGCUGGGCGGUCAAUUGGACCCGCAGACAGCCAGAGGGCCGGGCAUCGGGAAGAAAAGGGGCGUCGAGGACAAGUUGCCCAGCGUGUACCAGCUGUGCGUGUGCGGCAACGGCAAAGUGUUUAUGUCACCGCCGGACGGGCAGUGCGCGGCCGACAACGAGAGCUUGGUGUGCCGGUGAGCACCCGAGUGACCGGAAGUGCAACCGCGCGCCACUGCAAAUAGUGUAAAUAGCCGCGUAUGUAUUAUUACGUUUUUGUGCGCGCCCGUACGUGAGUUUCGCGACGGUCCCACUGACGCAAUGUGCUUUCCAACCGAUCGCCGCGAUCACUGCAGCCAUGACGACGAUAUUGCUUUUUGAUCGCGUUUGCGACCAGAUCCGCGGACACGGCUUUUGUUGGUCGCUGUUUUAAUUUUUAUUUUUAAGCUGCCUUUAACGCGAUCGUUUCGGUGUAGAUCCUAAAGCGUAGUGGUACCAUGUACAGAACCUUAAGGUACCUAACCUUAUCAAUAUUUAACAAUAAGUUUCAGACUCGAGUACAAUCGCAACGGCGAUCCUUUCGUUGCAUAGUAAUAAUUGGCAAAUGUAUAUACAUAAUUCACAUUUAGUAGUCGUCCUGUGUAUUCACACAGAUACAUACGCACACAUAUAUAUGUUUAUGUAAAUAAAUUACUGUUACUACAAACACGCCACGAGAUUUGCCACGUCGUGGGAGUCGAUCGAGAUUUUCAGACGUCAGGUUCGGCGGACCCAGCAUUAUUAACUAUUGGAAUACGGUUAAAUGAUGGUGCAACAUAACGCAUCCGAAACUCCCCGAAAAUGGUGUGGCGUGAUAUCAAAUCGAGUCUAUGUGCCGGGAUCAAUGAUAGGAGGGGGAUUCAAAGGGAUCUCGUGAAGGUGUACGUUCAACGUUUUGCAACAAAAAAUUGAAAUCAUACGAGUCCGGAUUACACGUGAUGAGCACCACACAACAGAUGUUGCAAAUUGACCGAAUAGGUUUUCGAUUGAUCGCCGUAAAAAUCCCUGAAACAUCUCGAGCACGUAUAUAUAUAUAACAUAUUUAAGUUUGUAUUUGACGUGUACAUCGCGUGCACGUUAAGUUUUUAUUUCGCAUUAUACGUUAUUCUUUUUCUCGUGAUUCCCGAAUUUGUGUCGCGGAAUCAUAUUUUACAUUACGCAUUAUAACACUCCGACUUGCGAUCACAACUCUAAAUGUAUUUCGUUUAUUCCAUUACGAUUUCAAGUGGACACGCAACUACGACGUAUGACGGUCAAGUCUGGAUUAAAAGAGGGAGGGGCAGGAUACCAUAUCCUCAGGGCUCACGUAUGUAUAGGGCUGAUAGUUUUCUCUGCUUAAUAAUUAUAUUGAGUGAUAAUUUGUACUUUUUAUAGUAUCUACAAGAAUAUUUUAUUUAUUUAUUUUUUCAAACUAACGGGCGUUGGGGACUGUCACCCGCCUACCAUGUUUACCACUAUGGACAUGGUGAGUGAGGCCACAUGGCAAUGUUUGUGUGAUUUGUUUUAUGUCGUUGUGUUAUAUAUUUAUAUGAUUUUAAAGGACGGUUAUCAUUGAUGGGGACCCCUGAAGGUCUGAAUCCGGGCUUGAUGACGGUGCGCGCGCUCGUCCGUCGCACAAAACCGUACACGACCGGUUACUAUAUUUACGUACUUAGAUAAUAAUGUCGUAGCGAGACAGUACCGGGCCCCGACUUGCAAUGCUCGAUCAGUCCGUCGGCUUCGAUUGUCGGGUCUCGAUCACCUUGUGCACCUUUGUAACCACGCGAUCGAACGGUCGAAUGCACCAUGUUAUUAUCAUGCAACACAUGUAGCAAGUAUAAUACAUAUCAACUGGUGUUUACAUUAUUGUUGUUGUUAUUAUUAUUAUUAUUAUUAUUAUUAUUAUUAUUAUUAUUAUUAAUAUUAAUAUUUUAGGGUCGUCGAAAGUUUACGGUUGUCCGUCACAACAUAUUAUUAUUACAUUUCCGUUCGAUUGUAUUGCAAAACGUUCGCUGCGUCCGACUUUACAUUAUUUUACGUGUACGUAAAAAAAAUUAUAGUGCCAUUAUUAUUGUAAGAUGUAUUGAAAUAUAUGA